GAGGUGACAGGCCGACACAUGAACGCUCCGAGCGGGGGACUACAGGACGAACAGCGGUUCCCCUCCAGCGCAGAAAAUAAACACCAUCACCGACGAUAUCAUCACCGGGCGUCUGUUGGGAAAAUACACCUUUCACUGACAGCGAUGUUGAAUUAUGUGGAGAUCCAGGUGAAUAACAGGGACUAGCUGCUGGAAGAAGGAGAGGAAACCAUCGCUGGAGAUGGACUGCAGGUCGGUGAUAACAUCUCAAAUCUGUGUCAAUAACGAUGACUCCCGUCCUCGCUGUUUGAACAUGCUGCUCGGGUAGCGAAGCCGAAAGAGAGGAGCGUCUAGCCUUCACUUCUCUGGACACACACACCCUCACACACACCAGGAGUUGGCCAAAUUCAAGCUCAACCAUGCUGAUUAAGGAGUAUCGCAUCCCCAUGCCGAUGAGCGUGGAGGAGUACCGCAUCGCGCAGCUCUACAUGAUCCAGAAGAAGAGCCGAGAGGAGAGCUGUGGGGAGGGCAGCGGCGUGGAGAUCCUGGAGAACAAACCCUACGAGGACGGGCCCGGGGGCUCGGGGCAGUACACUCACAAAGUGUACCACAUCGGGAAGCACAUCCCGUCCUGGUUCUGUGCCAUCCUGCCUCAGGCGGCGCUCCGAGUGGAGGAGGAGUCCUGGAACGCCUACCCAUACACCCGCACCCGGUACACCUGUCCCUUUGUAGAGAAGUUCUCUAUAGACAUUGAGACGUAUUACAAACCAGACACUGGAAAUCAGGUGGAUGUCUUCAAUAUGUCUUCUGCUGAAAAGAGACAGAGGACUGUCGACCCCAUAGACAUCGUAAAGGACUACAUCCCCCCACAUGAAUACCUGGUGGAAGAAGACCCUAAGCUGUAUCAGUCGGUGAAAACCAAACGGGGUCCGCUGUCAGACGACUGGAUCGAGGAGAUCAACCAGAACCUCGGUGAAUGUCCCGUCAUGUGUGCCUACAAACUCUGCAAAGUGGAGUUCAGAUACUGGGGCAUGCAGUCCAAGAUUGAACGCUUCAUACACGACGUGGGCCUGCGUAAGGUGAUGGUGCGUGCCCACAGACAGGCUUGGUGCUGGCAGGACGAGUGGUACGGCCUCACCAUCGAGGACAUCCGGCUGCUGGAGCUGGAGACGCAGCUGGCUUUAGCCAAGAAGAUGGCCCAGUUCAGCCUGACUGAGGAGGGGGGGGCGGAGACGUCCGUCGGCCAGGACCAGGAGCAGGGGGCUCAGGCCGGGGGCUCGGCUGUAGAGGGAGAGGGGGGGAAGCUGGGAGACUCCCUGGAGACACGAGGGGAGCUCACCAAGCAGUGGUCCACCUCCUCCAGGUCCUCCAACAGGUCGUCCAAGAGAGGCGGGAGUCCGUCUCACCAGAACAUUUCAGAGUGGAGGAUGCAGAGCAUCGCCCGAGACUCGGAUGACAGCACAGACGACGAGUUCUUCGAUGCUCAUGAGGACUUUUCUGACAACGAGGAGAUGUUUGCCAAAGAGAUCACCAAGUGGAGCUCCAACGAUCUGAUGGACAAGAUAGGAACAAACGAGAUGGAUGAUGCACAAGAAACUAUGUAUCAGGAGUCGGGUGGGGAGUAUGCUGUGAUGAGUAAUGAUGAGAGGCAGAUGGAGGACUGUUCAUCUCAGCAGUGUCUCCAGACGUCCAAAACUCACGUCCUCGUUCUGGUCCUGCAUGGAGGAAACAUUCUGGACACUGGCUCUGUUGAGCAGAGCGGCAAGCAGGCGGAUAUAAACACGCUGGGCGGGGCCUUUGAGACGGUGAUGAGGGUCCACUACCCCGCAGUGCUGGGACGCAUCGCCAUCCGGAUGGUCCCCUGUCCUGCUGUGUGUGUGGACGCAUUCGCACUCGUCUCCAACCUCAGCCCCUACAGCUACGACGAAGGCUGCCUGUCCAGCAGUCAGGACCACAUCCCUCUGGCCGCGCUGCCCCUCUUAGCCACCGCCGCACCACAGUACCAAGAAGCCGUGGCCACCGUCAUCUUACGAGCCAAUCAGGUGUACAACGACUUCCUCAAGUCUGUGGAGGGAUCGUCUUUCAACGGCCAGGUGUGUGUUAUUGGUGAUUGUGUUGGAGGCAUCCUGGGGUUUGACGCUUUGUGCAGCAGCUCGGUGAUGGUGUCAGAAAGCCAGAACAGCAGCAGGCGGGGCAGCGCCAUCAGUGUACAGGACACAGACCUCCUCUCUCCGGGUAUCAUCAUCAACAGCGGCUCUCCUUCCUCCUCGCCGACCCUCGAAGGAAGCCGCCAUCUCAGCCGCAGCAACAUCGACAUCCCCCGCUGCUCAGGGCCCGACGACCCCAAGAGACAACUUCCACGCAAACGCAGCGACUCGUCCACCUACGAGCUGGACACCAUCAAACACCACCAGGCCUUCCUGUCCAGUCUCCACUCCAGCGUGCUCCUCGGGGAGCCCGGGUCUCGGCGCUCCAGCAGCAGCACCAUGCUGGAAGGAGGCAGUUUGGGGAAGUUUGACUUUGAGGUGACCGACUUCUUCAUGUUCGGCUCUCCUCUGGGGCUGGUGCUCGCUCUGAGGAAGACGGUGGUGCCCUCUUUAGAUGUGUCGGCUCUGCGUCCGGCCUGUCAGCAGGUGUACAACCUGUUUCACCCCGCCGACCCCUCGGCUUCGCGCCUCGAGCCUCUCCUGGACAAACGGUUCCACCUGCUGCCUCCCUUCAGUGUCCCUCGAUACCAGCGCUUCCCUCUGGGCGAUGGACACUCGGCUCUAUUGGUUGAGACGAUGCAGAGUAACCCUCAGCUUCUGAUAGAGUCUGUUGGUGCAGUUUCUCACCGCCACCAGGACUUCACCGUCAAUGAGACGUCCAUCCCAGUGCCCGUCCUAAACUGGCAGCUCCACACAGACACUGACUCUCUUCAGUCACAUAUUUUCGUCGACGGCCCCCUCCCCACGUCCCCGGGCGUCCCUCACCUGCGCUGCACCCGCAGGUCCAGCAGUGCCAGCAUCGCCAGCCAGGUGUCGGGCCUUGCCGACUCGUACACCGCCUCCAACAUCGCCACCAUUGCUUCUCGCUGGUGGGGCAGUAAGAGGAUGGACUACGCUCUGUACUGCCCUGACGCUCUGACUGCGUUCCCCACGGUCGCUCUGCCUCAUCUCUUCCACGCCUCCUACUGGGAGUCCACAGACGUCGUCUCCUUCUUACUCAGACAGGUGAUGAGACAUGAGAACUCCAGUAUUUUGGAGCUGGAUGGUAAAGAAGUGUCUGAAUUCACUCCAUCCAAACCUCGGGAGAAGUGGCUCCGCAAGAGGACUCAUGUUAAAAUUCGGAACGUGACAGCAAACCACAGAGUGAACGACGCCGUGUUCGUGGAGGACGGAGCCCAGAUGGUGAUGGGACGUUUUAUGUACGGCCCCCUAGACAUGGUCACCCUCACUGGAGAGAAGAUUGACAUCCACAUCAUGACCCAGCCUCCCUCUGGAGAGUGGGUGUACUUCAACACGGAGCUCACCAACAGCAGCGGACGCGUCUCUUAUGUGAUCCCUGAGGGCAAGAAGCUGGGUAUCGGGGUUUAUCCUGUCAAGAUGGUCGUAAGGGGAGACCACACAGUUGCAGACAGCUAUAUUUCUGUGGUACCACGAGGAACAGAGUUUGUUGUUUUCAGUAUUGACGGCUCAUUCGCUGCCAGCGUGUCUAUAAUGGGCAGCGAUCCAAAAGUCCGAGCUGGAGCUGUGGAUGUGGUGAGAUACUGGCAGGACUUGGGCUACUUGAUAGUAUAUGUAACGGGUCGUCCGGACAUGCAGAAGCAGCGCGUGGUGGCCUGGCUCUCUCAGCAUAACUUCCCUCACGGCAUCGUCUCCUUCUGCGACGGACUGGUACACGACCCGCUCCGGCACAAGGCCAACUUCCUAAAAUGUCUCAUCAGCGAGGCCAACAUGAGGAUCUUUGCUGCCUACGGCUCCACCAAGGACAUCUCAGUGUACUCGUCUCUUGGCCUGCCUUCCUCCCAUAUCUACAUCGUGGGAAGGCCCACCAAGAAGAUGCUGCAGCAGUGUCAGUUCAUUCCAGAUGGCUACGCUUCCCACCUGUCCCAGCUGGAGUACAAUCAGAGGUCCCGCCCGGCCAAGUCGGCCAGCACCCGCAUGGUCCUCCGCAAGGGCAGCUUUGGGCUGGGGGCAGCCGGAGGAGACUUCCUUCGCAAGCGCAAUCACAUCUUCCGCACCAUCUCCACAAAGAAGUCUGCGGGGGCGGGGUCGGCCUCUCCAAACCCGACGGGGCGGACGGAGCGAACCCUCAGCCAGUGUGAGAUGGAGCGGGAGCGAGCGACCGGGCCAGCGACCCAGAGGAGUAUGAGUAUUGCUGCAGGGUGCUGGGGUCGCACGGGGAGCGGCAAGGAGGGCAGUGGAGGGUUACUCGGCCCUAAAUAAGGUUCAGAUUGGAGCUGUGGUGGUAGAGGACGCUGCCUGAGUCAACAUGAUCUCUGGAUUGGACCCAGAGAGAAGAGUGGAAGAAGAAAAGGUGGAAGGAGGGUUUGAAUUUUAGGAAAUAAAGGAAUAGGUGGUUAUAGCAUGAAAACACUUGAUCAUCAGUGAUAGAGAAGGAUCUGUCCAGGAGGAGAGGACUAAUCAGGCCAAAUGGGAUCCAGCGAACAAAAGACAAUUCUGUAGCAUGACUCUUUUACAGUAAUACUUUUAUAGGAUACAUUAUAAACUAUAGAAAAUGGUGACAAGGAAGGAUUAAAUGAAAUAUUGUAAGCCUUAAACUAAUCUCGUAUAACGGGACCCCACCUCCAUACACACACACACACACACACACACACACACACACACACACACACACACACACACACACACACACACACACACACACACAUUUAAACAACACACUGUCCAUUCACACUCAUGAGCUCAGGACAAACUGCAGAGCCAGAUUCAUCUUCAAACAAUCGAGCACGGGUUUGAGGCCAAGUUGACUGGCAGCCAUGACAAAGAGUUGAAGACUUUCACUACUGUUUCUGUCCCAAUGUCAGCUGAGCAACAACAUGUUUCAAUCACAUCCCUCUACCCAGGAAUGACUGGCAAUCAGUACAGAAUACAGUCAGCUCAUCCUAAUUACAUAAAGGAAAUAGUUUCUCACUUUUCUCUACCAUGCAGGUACUUUUGGGUUCAAUUUUAAUCGUUCACGCGCUUCUGUUUCUCCCGCUGUUGCCUCACUGAUUCAAGAAAGUGAGAUGAUAAUUCAUCUUUAUCUGUGACUCAAACUGUGCCGUGUUGGGUCCUUAUAUUUUAAGCAAUUGGCCCUCGAAACAAGUCCUUGAACUUAAUAUUCAAGAACGUCUGGUAACCGUGCAUUUAGCUCAUGUGCAGCCUCAUUAGCACCUAGCUGCAGAAUCAGUCUUAUUUAAAUGCUAGUUUCCAAUGCUGCAAGGACCACAAUUGCAGUGAGGUGGAGACAGAAACUAUUAAACCAUGACUGUCUGCGUGAAUAUAUACUAUCAUAGAGAAGUGAGAAAUAAUGUUUUCUUUGGUAGUUUAGGUGAACUGAUCCUUUAAACACCUGAGGGCUGGAUUUGAAAUAUACAAUAUAUAUCAGAGGUGAAAGUACUUUGUAUCUCCACACAAUACAUUAUGCUAGUUUCAUUCCCCUUUGUGUUUAUGUGUGUGUGUGGGAGACUCUGUAGUAUUUUCCCUUUCAGUGUGGCCUCUGGGCCAUCCAAGGCCUUAAUAUCCAACAACACACUUGCUCCACAGAUGGAACAGAGAGCAGACAAACAGGGCAUGCAGCAUUAAAGCAACAACAGAGACUCUGUACAGUCAACAGCAACAAUCCCUUUAUAUAUUCAUCGGCUUGCAAUACCUCUGACCCGCCUGUUGGUGGCGUUCUGUUCCCCACAUGUGCUGCUGCUGGGAGACACUUGUGUGUUGUUCCCCGGCUUCCUGCUCUUUUGGAUGGAUGGAGGAUGGACAUGGUGUUUCUGCUGAGGAGCCUGAUUCAUUUCAGGCGUGACUCUUGGAGGGAUGGAGGCAGUGUUUCCAUGUAGCUCUCACUCACAGAGACCUGUUAACCUGACAGUAUUUUUACCAAACUGACUGAAGAAUGGGGCCGGAAGUGAUUCAGCAUGAAUGUUGAAAAGACUGCAUCGAAAUCACCGCUGCCCUCAUAAGAGCAAACAUCAUGUUGCUGCUUCCGUCUACUGAACUGUAUAUUUUCAUACAAAAGCGACGUAGAAGAAGAAGCGUCCUCACAUCUCCAGUCCAAAAUGCAAACGUUGUGCUCAAAAUAGUUUCCAGUGCUGAUGCCAUCCUCGCUCCUCUAAGGAAAAGUUCACACUUUUUCAAAGUCUGAUUCAAAACAAUAGUUGGGUGCUUUAAUCAUUGCUCCUGUUCAUAGUGUUCAUUUAAAGAUUUGUAUUGCUCUUCCAAUUUAAGGGAUAGGGGGAAAUCCCAUUAGAGAAAGCCUUCGAUCUAUGCCAGGAUGUGUUAAAACUAAAGUAUAUUGAAGUAUGAACAAAGUCAGUAUCAAGUGAAUAUUUAUUGACUUUUUAAGUAUGACAUUUGAGCAAAACAACAUUUUGGACAAAUUCCAGGUUUUGUUGAGUGAUUUUAAAUGAUAUAAUUAGGUACUCAAAGUGGGCAUUCAGGUGAUGGAGUGGUUUCAAUCACAUUUACUGUAACCCAUAGAUCGAAAUCGCUUAUGAUUAAUAAUUCAAACCAUGUUUUGAAAAUUCUACAUCCCUUUAAAUUCUUUAAAUAUUGAGAAGAGUUGUGACUAGCGAAGAGUUCCUCUCGUGGUAAAGUCUUGAGCGUUGGGUCUUUACAUUUUGGUAUACGCUUUUUUUUUUACGUUUAAAUCGAAAAUAAAAAUCUUUCCUACUAGGUACUAGACACAUUUGUAAGAUAUUAACUUGCAUUUUUGCUUAUGUUAAAGCCUCACUAAACAUUGUCGUGCAUAUUUGCCCUGAAGGGACUGUGUAUUUUGUCCUCCAUACUGGAAGCACAUUGAAAAAGGAUCCUUCAAUCAGCCAUUUUGGAUUUUCAUAUGGGAACCCAACUUUUGUUUUCAGACAGACUUGAGAAACUGUGAAGCCCUCCUUUAAACCCAUGAAAGCUUUUUGAUGCGUGGAACAGUUGUACCUCUUGUUCACGUCAUUUUACUAUGCUGUUGUUUUAUGCCCAGCUUCCACUCCACACAAGAGUGUCUGUUUCCACUCUGUGUGAUCAGCAAUGUCUUCAACCCGACACAAAAGCCAAAAUCAUUCUCUAAAUACUGUAGUUAAUCAACUGUGUAACCUCAUUGUUGUUUUUUUGCACUAGUUAAUGGUGGGAAUAUACUGUAGUUACCAUCUCAUGUUGCUACAUUUGGACAACUCUGUAGUGCAUGACACUUUGUUCAUUUCAGGGUAUACUGUAUGUGCAGGUACGCACACGUCUGUAUAUUUUGUCAGAAAAUGAAAAUAAUGUAAGUAUAUGUGCCAAACAGUAAACAGUUUGAGAGGAUAAGUAUUUAGACUAGGGGUUUUCUGACACUGUGGCUCCCCCCAACACACCGUCCUCCUACUCUCAUAACAAUAUUAACCUUUGUCUUACAUUUAUUUGGAAAAUAAUCAUGUUUUGGAGCUAGGUUUCCCAUAAUGAUUUGCAAGAUGUAAAAAAGGAAGUAUGGGGCCCCAUAAAAAACAAAAUAACAACAUAUUUUUGUUCACAAUUUCGAAGGACAUCAAAUUACGGCAGAAUUUGUGGCAAUAAGGUGCCAACUGUUUUAAAUUACCUUUAUGUCCUCCAUCAGCUGCAUGCAACAGUGUUGGUGAAUUGCCAAAUCAGAAACUACAAUAAUUUGGUUUUAGAGCUCCUGCUUGCACCAGUGUCUUGCACCUGCCUCACCUUCCUUCAAUAAUUGACCUGGGGUGCCCCAGAGUUUGAAAACCCCUGAUUUAGACUGUAUCCAACAUUUUCUUUCCGUAACAGGGGAAAAGUGUACUGAGAGCAUUACUUACUGUACUACUUGACUGGAUUAUCAUGAUUUUUGGUGACUACACCUUCUUAAUCUAAUGUCGUCCAUGUCUGAGGAUGAAAAAAGUGGCUUUAAUGGAAAGCUGAAGAUGUAUUUUUAGCUUUGAAUUGAGAGAAAAAGGUGACCAUGCUGCUGUAAUCGUGGACAGUAAGGAUUUUAGCGAGAUGUCACAGAUCUUUUUAGUGCUGUUGGUAGCAGUUUUUUGGCUACAGACACAUCGUUACCCCAUUUAGCCGAUUGGCUGCUGUUGAAUGUCCGCCCGUUUUAUUCUGAGGCUGUUCAGAAGCCAUGGAUGUGUCAGUGUACAUACUGUAAAGAUGUAUAUGUAGGACUUAUAUGGUUGAGAGUUAUUUAUUUACCUAAAGAUCAUAAUGUUACUCUGGAAAUUUCAGGUGAAAUAUAUUUGAAAAUAUGUAGCAUUUUAUUUGUCACUUUGGCGGUCAUUAAGGCUAAGGACCAACACAAAGUUUUUUUUAGUUUUUACCAGUGCAAUAUUAUUGUUCCAAUCACAGCCAGGCAAAACCGCUAUCACAGCAGGGGCACAAUAUACCACAAUACAAGCUACAGGCAAUCCACAGUCUGAAAUCAUACACACACACCUGCAGUUGUUUCACGUCUCGUGAAGACUAUUUGUAUCUGAGCUACUGUUGACCUCUGCUGUCUCUCUUUACAACAGGCAACCACUGAACGUUUUAUAGGACUUACUGUACCUAUUUUUCAAACUGGAGUAUUUUACAAGACCUUUGAGAUAUAACUGGGGACUGUUUUUUCAGUCACCAGUGGGUGCAUGAAGAAGUGAAAAAUCCCGUAAACGAAGCAGCUCUAUUUAACAAGCUGUUGCAUGUCAUCCAGUCAGAUUGGAACUACUUAACCUUCAUGCUUAACAAUAAUAAACCAGUUAUGUUGUCCUCAAUGUCCUCACUGUCUAAUGAAAUAUAUAUCAAACCAUUAUCCUGAAUAUAUUUGAGAUUAUUGCAAUUAUUGCCACAUUUGGAUAAAACGCUUAAAGAACCAUAUUCGGCUUAGUUUUGAAACACACAGUCCAGAACUAGUUUUAUUCAUUACUAAACGUUUUGUGGUACCACUUUAUAAUAAAGCACCCUAUAUGAUCUUUAUUAAUCACCCAUUAAUAAAGUAAUUACUCACAACUUGUAAAUCCUAUGUAACGGCCGGGUGCCUUAUUGUUACGUUGUACCAAUAUUCUGUAUUAUUCUCAAUUAUUUAUAAAUCCCAACACUGGGGUUGUUAUACAUUUUAAAUAAUCAACUGAAUUAAAUAGUGAUACACAACAUAACUCUAGGUCUGUGACAUAAAUAUAUGGUGGCAAUCAUUCAGAUAUAUUUUGGAUAUUUGCAGUGUUUAAAAUGUUAGAUUAAAGAUUGACAAAUGUUAAAGUAUUUCACUUUAUUUUAACCCUGUUAUUUAGCAUUUAUAAGCAGUAUGUACACAGUUCAGAAUUGGAUUGUAAACAGUUAUUGCAUACUUACUAGAGUAAAUGCUUUAUGACACCGUGUAAGGAUUUACUCAUGCUGCAUGAUUACAACUUUUGUGUUAUGUCAGGUUAAAUUGACUUUUUAUCAAUGUUUGUUUAUGAUCAUCACACUACCAAACAUUAUAGUUUUAUACUCUGUCUAGUGUUAUUGUACUGCCUAUAGAUGCUAAACAGGGGGCUUUAAAUGACAAUAUUACCAGUAUUUCUCUGUAUUCUUUUAGCAACUGUAUACAAACGGCCAUAAACAAUUUUUAAAUGAUUGGUAAGUGUUAUCCUUUCAUAAAUGACAUUAACAACCACUGUUAAAAGCUCUGUGUCCUUGGUUAAGAACACCAGUAUGUUGUUUUCAGACAGAGGAUACAGUAGGUGCUGAUGUCUCAUAGUUCAUGUUCAGGCAGAUCGGGCCGGACUCUCUCUACCAUUGUCUGUUCUGUGGAAUAAAUUACAAUUGGACGGUAA
This is a messenger RNA of Notothenia coriiceps (black rockcod), 9940 nucleotides long. Its product is annotated as membrane-associated phosphatidylinositol transfer protein 2-like. Gene Ontology annotation, molecular function: phosphatidylinositol transfer activity; phosphatidylcholine intramembrane carrier activity; phosphatidylcholine binding. Gene Ontology annotation, biological process: phospholipid transport. Lineage: Eukaryota; Metazoa; Chordata; Actinopteri; Perciformes; Nototheniidae. The transcript is spliced from 27 exons. Gene Ontology annotation, cellular component: cytoplasm. The record is from RefSeq and is a predicted model, not a curated record. Bases 399 to 4406 code for a protein of 1335 amino acids.